Molecule: messenger RNA, 2939 nt
Organism: Hydractinia symbiolongicarpus
Lineage: Eukaryota; Metazoa; Cnidaria; Hydrozoa; Anthoathecata; Hydractiniidae
Product: mediator of RNA polymerase II transcription subunit 24-like
Exons: 27
Coding region: 88-2859 (923 amino acids)
Cellular component (GO): mediator complex
Molecular function (GO): transcription coregulator activity
Source: RefSeq, a predicted model, not a curated record
CUUUUCUUCACGUAUUGGUCCUUAGUUUUAGCAUAUUUUGUAGCUAGUUUUUCCGAGAACAACAUUCGAAUUUUGUAUACAACCAAGAUGGCUUCCACAGAUAUCAAGACUGCUCUGCAAACACUAUGGCGCGAAAAGCUGGAUAUUGUGGAUCUAAGAAAGGAAUAUCCUUAUGUUUUAGGUUCUCAGAAAUUUAUUGAACAACUGGUCCAUUCAACAUACCUUGGUUCAACACAAAACAUUCAAUUUGCAAAACAUUUAAAGGAAGGUCUUUUGUAUCAGAUCUUUCCUCCUGUGUCUGUCAUUGAAUGCAUUACCAAGUUAUCUCUUGGGAAGAAAUUAAAAUGCUAUAUUUCUGCUGUACAUAUUAUUGAAACUUGUGCUGUUUUGUUGCGAAAAUCCACCUCCUCCACUCCACCACAGAUUUGCAAAACAAUAACCAGAGCCACAUUUUGGCUGCUGGAAAAUACAAUAGAAAUCUACAAAGCAUUAUACAAUUGUAUGAAAGAUUUAUCUCUACUAACACCAGACCCGGAGCUUUGUGUUCAUAUAAUUCAAAAGUCACAGGAUUGUUUGAAAAAAUUGAUAUGCGAGAAAGCGUAUGAAGAUAUGAAUUUUAUUGGAAAGUUGUUGUUUGGAGAGGAGGAAGUGUCAACAUUGCAAAUGCAAAUGAGAGACUUGUUGUCAUUUCAGUUGGAAAAAAUAACAUCUCACAAUUUUUAUGGCCUGUUUGAAACUCAAUUAAAAGAAUUUAUGAAGUUGAUAACCAGGUUUCUUAACACUUUACCAGAAUUCACACAAGUAGACAGACCUAAGGGACAAAUACCCAGCCAAUCGCUGCAUACGUUCUUGCAAUUCCAGGUUCUUGUAUAUCUGUCAACACCUAGUGCAAAGAUAGCAGAUCUUCUUGACACAUGGUUAAAGUUAGAGAACUUGCCACUAGAACAGGUGUUUAUCGAUUUGUAUCGUUUUGCAAGCAACAAUGUGAUGAUGAGAAGUAAAAAUUUUGACUUGAAUACAUUCACAGCAUUUAUGUUUAUUAAGUUACCAGCUGUGCUGUUUAAACUUGAUGAGAAGUAUAAGCCACAGAAUGGUGAUCGUUCAGUUUUAGCAUCUGCUUUACAACAAGUAAUUCAAUUUCCAUCACAUGAUCUCGACACUAUGCUGGGAUGUGACUCAUUUACAACAUUUAUUACUCGCUGCCAAGUCAACAAAGCAUUAGAUAGCAGUCAGCACGACCAACUUUUGAAACUUUGGCAAGCAUCUCACCAAGACUCAAAGGAAACAUCACCAGAUAACUUAGUUAACAAGUUGUUAAUUUGUAUGAAAAGAUGUGAAGAUAUCCUGAAAACAUUUACUCUAAUUCCUAUUGAAGAUCAUAAAGAGAAAAUUUUACAAGAACUACAAACAGUUCUUAAUUCUACAGAUUUGCAAAUGCUAUUAACUACGCUGGCAGCAACAGAUACAUUAGGAGUUUUUAUAAGUUUUCUAUUGCGGAUAAACAACUUUGCUGCUCGAUGUGUACCUGGGACGACUGAUUCCUACGCUGAGCUCCGUGCAGAUUUAUUUAACAAUUCCUUUUUAUUGAUGUCAUAUAUUGAAACCGUAUUUGGUGAAUCGAUUUUUAUUGAAGUUUCAAAGAACUUGGAUGAUGCUUUUUUUAAUGUUUGGCGAAAGAAAUGCACUGACAUAACCUGUCGUAAAAUGUACACACAAUCAAUAUUGAAUGAAAUGAUGGAACCGAUACUCAGUGUGUACCAUCCACAUGCCAACAUGGCUCAGUGGGAUGAAUAUUGUUGGAGUGUUGGUAUGAUUGUAAAAGAGUUAACACAGGCUCAUUUGAGACGUCACUUCACAACCGAAGCUCUUCAAAAAGUUUGUGAAGGAUUUAAAAACAAACGUCCUGCAUUAUGUAUUUGUGCAAUGGUUUGGUUAUGUACACAGUAUAAAACAAUGCCUGCGAGUGAACGAGCUAGGACCGCAAAAAUAAUUAAUUUGUUCAAAAGACCACAUCCAAAUCCUACUAGAGCAGCUAUAUGGACACCUAUCUUAAAAAAAUACUCUGCACCAUUGGAAGCUGAUUUGCAAGCAGCAAAUACUAAAAAUAAACAAGUGUCAUUGGGAUUAAAUAGACCUGGAAAGUCUGCACUAUCGAAUUUGAUACCAUGCAAUACAUUAAUAUUUGAUCAUCAAAUGUUGACAAAGCUCCAUGAAACACACACGUUAAUUGGCACAGGAUUAUUUUGCGAAAGUCUUAUAAAGCUUAUCCUUGACAGUGGCAAGGCUGAAGAAGCUAAACUUUAUGAAGAUAUCUGUACAUGUUUGAUAUUGACAAAACCUGUUGAAUUCUUGGAAGAGCUAUUCACCAACACUUUACAGUCACUAUUUCACAGCACAGAUUCGACAAAAAAGUUUUCUGAUCCACAGGGACGAUGUUUAUCCAGAUGUUUGAGCAAUGCAUUUGCGACAUCUUUAAUUUUAUAUACAGCUACUGAUAAUGAUGAUGUGCCAAGGCCUGCUAAAAUGGCAAAAUUAUCUCAAACAAUGGCCACUCCAUCAGAUAGAGAAAGAAUGGUCGAUGCAUUUGUUACUUUUCUACAAGACUGUGCAGACAUUUUAUCAGCCAGUGAACAAACUGCUGUUUCGUUGUUUAUACUGAACACUAUCGAACAAACUGCCAUGGCAACUGCUAGUGUCAAGCCUCCAAUCAAACUAAAGGAAGAUGUGGCGUCCAACCUUCUGUUCCAACUUCCUGCUACGACGAAUCGAGACACAGUUACCAUGCUAACUGAUUUAUCAACAUUGCGGGGUCAAGAGGUUGCUGCAGAGUUUCUGUUCAAACAAGUUACUACCUCAUAGUGUUGUAUUGUACUUUUUAAAUAAAAUAGAAUUUUUGUAUAUACAAUUGUACCCAUUACAUUUUAUUUAUAUAAAUUUUA